This is a messenger RNA of Striga asiatica, 1227 nucleotides long. Lineage: Eukaryota; Viridiplantae; Streptophyta; Magnoliopsida; Lamiales; Orobanchaceae. The record is from the annotation of a GenBank genome assembly.
AUGAGGGCGGACUCUCCUCAACCGCCGAAACAGGCGGCUGCAGCGCCGCCGCACCCGGAGGAAGACGUCACCGGAGAGCCCCUCGCCCGACCCACCGCCGGAAGUGCGGGCGCUGGCAUCGGGGUCGGCGGUCUCCGGAAGAAGGCGGCGGGCGUUAGGGCGUGGCUGAAACUGGACUCGACGGGCCAGGCGGAGGUCGUGGAGGUCGGAAAACACGUCAUCAUGAGGUGGACGGGGCUCCCGGCCCGAGAUCUCCGUAUACUCGAUCCGCUGUUGUCUUAUCCGUCGACCGUGCUUGGCCGUGAGCGUGCCAUUGUCAUUAAUCUGGAGCACAUAAAGGCUAUUAUCACGGCGCAGGAAGUUCUCUUGCUCAAUUCCAGAGAUCCUUCGGUGAUUCCGUUUGUCGACGAGCUUCAGAGGAGAAUUUUGCGUCACCAGCAAGCUGUCAAGUCCCAGGAAACUGGAGAUGGUGAAAAUGCCAACUGGACGAACUUGUAUGAUAUAGAAGGGCCUCAGGCGGUACCACUAAAUCCCUCAAAUCGCUCGAAUAAUUUCCCAAGCAAGGAAGAUGGAGUGGAGGUAGAAGGGAAAGAACAAUCUCCCGAGAAUCGUGAUGGCCCAAAGUUGCUGCCGUUUGAGUUUGUUGCAUUAGAGGCGUGCCUCGAGGCUGCUUGCAGUUGCUUGGAUAAUGAAGCAAGGACAUUGGAGCAAGAAGCUCAUCCAGCAUUAGAUAAAUUGACUUCGAAGAUAAGUACACUAAAUCUGGAACGCGUGAGGCAAAUUAAAAGUCGGCUGGUUGCUAUAACUGGUCGUGUUCAAAAGGUGAGGGAUGAGCUGGAGCAUUUGCUUGAUGACGAUGAUGACAUGGCAGAAAUGUAUUUGACCGACAAACUGCAGGAACAGCUAGAGAACUCCUCUGUUACUUCCAUGGAUGAGCAAGAGCCAGAUGAGUUGGAUGAUGCAAACAUUGAUGACAGGCACGCAAAAAAUUUAAAACCCUUUGUCGUCUUAUCUCAGACUCCUGCUGAAAUAUUGAUGGAAGGUAAUGAGGGUUUAGAUGCUGAUCGCCAUAGAAUUGACAGCGGCAGGGAACAGUUAUUCGGUGGCCCUAAUGUUUUGAGCAGAGGCAGUCGUGGGACCCAUCAAAAUCUUGAUGUGGCGGAGCUUGAGAUGCUCUUGGAAGCUUAUUUUGUUCAUAUUGAUGGCACACUCAACAAGCUGUCCACU